CCUUGAUAAUGGUAUGAGUGUGCGUUUUUCAGCGGCUUGAACUCUUACUUGUAAUCGGAAGCAUAACAUCAUGCAAAGCAUAUUACGCCGUGGGAGCAAUAGGUAGGUGGCAACAUUGAUGGGCUGGAUCAAUUUCCUGUCAGAACCUGCGCACUUCCUUUCAUCUCUUACACUACAUCAUGGACGAAGGUGCUCCUCACGAUGAGGGGCUCAAGUGGUUUGGUGAGGGGUUUGAUGGCUUUCCGAAGCGUCUGCCCGAAGACUGUGUUGAGUACGUAAUCUACGUGAUUAAUGAGCAUUUUCAAGAUGUUGCCGCCACCCGCGCAAGGCUGAACGCGAUCUUUAAGAAAGCAAACGAAAUCUGCAGAAAGCACACAGCAGGCUACAUAUGGCAGCGCGGCGAGUUUGACUUGAAGAUACGGCCCACACUUUCCGACCAGGAAGCAGCCAAUGGCCAAAAGUCUUCGCCACAGACACCCCAUCUGCGAGGACGAACAGACUUCGGCGACUCUAUCGCCGACGAGUGGCUUGUUGUGUAUCUCUUAUUAGAGCUCAGCAAACAGUGCCCGGACGCCUGGAUCCGGGUGUAUGACACGGAUGGCGAGUUCUUACUGAUCGAAGCCGCGAAUGCCUUGCCCAAAUGGCUAAGCCCAGACGUGUCCGAGAGUCGAGUAUGGAUCAACAACGGCCAUCUGCGCAUCGUGCCGCUCGAUGAGGGCUCACGCACAAGGAGCCUUUCAUUGCAGGACGCUCUCACAUUCGUCAGGAAAUCACCAGACAAGCUCAUCGUCUCGCCGUUCAUCGAGGAAGAAGCUUUCUACCGCCUCCGCACCUAUCCUGGAGCCAUUGCCACAUCGAUGCAUCGCGCGCUCAUCACCGUACCUCGACCUCUAGCAUACCUGUUACACCGCAAGCCAACGUACAUUUCUCCAGCCAUCGAGGCUUUCUACUUGCGCGACCCAAUCAGCCUCAAGCCGCUUGCAACCAAGGAUACAGCAACACUUCAUCUCCCGCCAGAAGACUUCGUGACGGUUAGUGUCAAGUUCACGAAAGUAGGCUAUGCGCAGCUGCGAAGCCAGCUUUUCGACACGCCACCUGCGUGGACGGGCAUCAUUCCGCGGCUAAGCGACUCCAAGGUCGAGCUUGGCAUGAAGCUGGCCUGCGGCUUUGAGAUGCUGCUUACAGAUCCUCAGAGUCAAGACAAGCGGGUUGUGCGUGAAAUCAAGCUGUUGUUGAAUGAUAUUGAAAGUGGUGAAGAACCGCUACCGUCGGAUGUUGAGCUUGCUUCUUGGCCACGGGAUCAGGACGAUGAGAAGUGGCUUGACAUUGACUACCGAGAUUUUGAGCACGAAUUGUCUGGGAAGAAGGGUGGCAACAAGACUGCCGAGGGCGGGUUCGGUGAUCAAGGAGCGCAAGACAACCUACGUAAGAUGGUGUCUCGCUUCGAAGACUUCCUCAACGACGACUCUGCCGGCGUUGAAGGCAUUGACGAUGGUGAGGUCUCCGAUGACGAUGCCGAUGAACCUGACGAAGAAGUCUCAGACCUAGACUCAGGAGAGGACAGAGACGCCGGCUACGAUGACGCGGAUUUCGAGCGGGCAAUGAAGGAGAUGAUGGGCAUGCCUGCCGAAGAAGUCGAGAAGAGCGGUCUGCUUGAAGAAGCUAGAAGGCUGGCGCUUGAAGAUGAGCAGAGCGGCGACGAGCCCGACGAAGACGAGGAGAUGAAGAAGGUGAUGGAGUUGAUGGAGCAGGAGUUGAAGGGGCAUGAUGCGUUGCGAACAAAGCAUGAUACGCACAAUGGCGUUGAUGAGGACGAAGAUGUUGGCCCGGGUGAUGAAGAGCUCAGCUCGGACGACGAAGAGUUCAACGAUAUUGAUUUGGGCUUGGCGAAGAAUAUGUUGGAGUCGUUUAAAGGGCAGGCGGGCUUGGCGGGGCCGGCGGGGAACAUAAUGAGGGCGUUGGGGAUCAAUAUGCCGAGGGACGAGGGUGGGGAGGAGUAG
Molecule: messenger RNA, 2000 nt
Organism: Baudoinia panamericana UAMH 10762
Lineage: Eukaryota; Fungi; Ascomycota; Dothideomycetes; Mycosphaerellales; Teratosphaeriaceae
Exons: 2
Coding region: 180-2000 (606 amino acids)
Cellular component (GO): nucleus
Source: RefSeq, a predicted model, not a curated record